This is a messenger RNA of Corticium candelabrum, 2219 nucleotides long. Its product is annotated as rhotekin-2-like. The transcript is spliced from 9 exons. Gene Ontology annotation, cellular component: actomyosin contractile ring. The record is from RefSeq and is a predicted model, not a curated record. Lineage: Eukaryota; Metazoa; Porifera; Homoscleromorpha; Homosclerophorida; Plakinidae. Gene Ontology annotation, biological process: signal transduction; actomyosin contractile ring assembly; septin ring organization. Bases 7 to 1857 code for a protein of 616 amino acids.
ACGAGUAUGUCGAGUGUACGAAAGAGGAGAAAUACGCCGCCGGGGAGUCUGUCUGGCUGUCUCAGUAACGACGCCAACGUCAGCAAACGGUGGAAAUCAAGAGCCAGCGCAGACAAAUCGGCUGCCGAGAUGGAAGUCGAGUCGUUGAUUGAGCAUGAGAGCAAGAUACGCGAUGGCGCGCUGAAACUCAUACAGGCGGCGACGAGCAAGAGACAGAGCAUGGAGGCGGCAAAGAGUCUGAUGACUUCGAAUGCUAGGUUGUUGGCGCUUAUGAGCCGGCUGCAGAAGACGAGGAGGGAUUCGAUGAGUGAAGAGGCGCCCGCGCGUGACAAAUCUGCACGACCCGUUCCUUGCAAAGCGAAGGUGACCAUUUCAGACAUUCGGAUUCCUCUGGAAGUGAAGGACGUCAAGGAGCAGAUGAAAGGCAGCCACAAAAAUGAUCCACCCGCCUACUGCAGUGUGUUUUGUUUGUUCAAGUUGGAUGGUCAGAUCCACGAGACCGAGGGAAUUAUAGAUGUCACCAGGAACACGACAGACAUCGUUUUUCCAGACUCCGUUACUUUUCACGAUGUUGAGGAAGAUUUCAAGCUUCAUAUUGAGCUUUACUGCGCUAUGAAUCAGGACUACGAGCAUCAUAUCGCACACAGAAUGCUUCGCAAGACUGUCAGUGCGUUCAACAAGAAAGACAAGGAUGACACGACUUCAUCAUCAUAUGGGCACAGCCAUCCUAAGUACACUAUUGUUGGCCACUCUCACUUGUGCUUGAGGGAUGCAAGCAACUCUCCUCAAACUCACACGAUCAAAGCUGGUCCUGUCGGUGCUAGUCCGAGUGCAUCGUGUAACAGCUCGUACAUUCCAAUAACCAAUCAGCUUUCGCUCUGGGGACAGUUCUGUUGCCUGUUGAGAAUUCAGCCGGACUCCGCCACAGGAACAAGAAUUACGGGAUUUACGAAUGUUCAGAGAAUGGUUGGGGAGCUGCCCGCUUGGACUCGUUACUGGUGUGUUAUGAGACAGAACUACGUCAGAUGUUGGGUGUCUCCAGAAGACAUUGGAAAGAAAACAGCCAUCUACUCCAUCGCAAUAUCAGAGGACAUGGAGGUCAUUAAUGCCCCUCGACUCACCAUGCGUCGACCCAACACGUUGCUAUUGAAAGGAACGCGGUCUGGCGAAGAGCACUUUAUUUCGUUCGAAUCGAAAGAAGAGAAAUCGCUGUGGCAUAAGGCGAUAGUCCAGUGUCUCGUAGACCAGAAGACGUGGAAGCAAUGGAGCAACAAGGUGACUCCCCAGUCAGCCCUUGAGCCAUGGCAACACAGUCAAAAUCGAGGGCAGUAUUCGCCGGGACAACUUGGUCGUGUCUUGAUCUCUCCUGCACCCACAGUACACACCAACAUCAUAGAGAGAACGUCAACGGCGAGUCCUCUCGUUCCACCUCGGGAGAAGAAAGGGAGACGAAUUGCGUACGAAGAGAAGCAAGCAGGGCAGCACGCAAACAAUGACAUCAAUCUCUUGAUUGACAACAAAGGAAGUAGCAACAAAGUUAUUGACAGUGAACAGAGAGCUGAGAAAGAGAACACCAACCACACAAAUCACUGCUACGUUGAAAUGGCUCCACUUACUUUACCGAUUGAUCAGAAGAAACGUCGUGCUCCUGCACCUCCGACUACUAGUCCGAAACCUAAGUUGUCAUCCCUUAUUAACAAUGCUCCUGUGGGUAACGGGUCCACACCUGCAACAGCUCAGUCGCCUGCGACUCCUCAGUCGGCGAAGAAACAUCGAGCUCCAGACAAGCCAGCAGAUCAACUUCCCUACAAGGGCAAGACACAAGAGACGCCAACACAUCUCUACACAGCGAUGUGACAACAGGCAAGCGAAAUAUUGGAAACAGUCAGAAAUUAUUGAAAUGAAGAGAAACUGUUGUCUAGAAACGUUGAGUUAAUGAUAGAGAUUUCCUAGGUACUUAAUUCUUUUCGCUAAGACAGUCUGCAGACUGCAGCCAUAGAAAUGUAGUUCCAUAGUUUAUGGUAGGUGAUUCAUACAUUGAUGUCAGAGACACUAUCCCAAGUCGUCUCUCAGAUGAAGUAUUCCAGCCAUUGGACCUUCACAGGCUAAGACCUAAAACACAGAUUACUCAAGAGUACUGUACAGUCGGUAUGCCAAGGUGUGACACAAAAAUUUACGUUUGUCUAUCUUUAGAAAAGGCUCUGUGUGUGUGUGUGCAU